This is a messenger RNA of Penaeus vannamei (Pacific white shrimp), 4052 nucleotides long. NCBI's taxonomy places the organism in Eukaryota, Metazoa, Arthropoda, Malacostraca, Decapoda, Penaeidae. The record is from RefSeq and is a predicted model, not a curated record.
AGGUUCAAUGGCGGCAAGAUCUACACGUACAUCGGCGAGGUAUGCGUGUCCGUCAAUCCGUACCGUACCAUUAAUUUGUACGGCAAGGAGUACGUCACCCAGUACAAAGGCCGCGAGAGAUCUCGAGCGCCCCCCGCACGUGUUCGCCCUCGCCGACGCGGCCUACAAGGCGAUGAAGCGCCGCGGCCAGGACACCUGCAUCGUGAUCUCGGGGGAGUCGGGCUCGGGCAAGACGGAGGCCUCCAAGAUCAUCAUGCGGUACAUCGCCGCCGUGACCAACGUCGCCGGCCAGCAGGAGAUCGAGAGAGUGAAGAAUGUGCUGCUGCAGUCCAAUGCCAUCUUGGAGGCCUUUGGUAAUGCCAAGACUAACCGCAAUGACAACUCCUCCCGCUUUGGCAAGUACAUGGACAUCAACUUUGACUUCAAGGGUGACCCCAUUGGUGGCCACGUACAGAACUACCUGCUGGAGAAGUCCCGUGUCGUCCUCCAGCAGCCAGGGGAAAGAAACUUCCACUCGUUCUAUCAGGUCCUGUUCGGCGCGACAGACUCCGACCUCUCCAAACUGAAGCUGAAGCGCGAUGUGAAUGCCUACCACUACAUCCGCCAGGGGGGUACACCCAGAGUGGACUCCAUUGCAGACAAGGUGGACUACAAGGCAUGCCAGGCAGCCUUCAAGACCUUAGGGUUCUCGCCAGAGCAGACCGAUGCUAUCUGGAGGAUUGUCAGCGCCAUCCUGCACCUGGGUAACAUUGAAUUCACUUCUGGGGGUGAUGAGACACAGAUCAAGAACCCGAAGGAGGUAAGCAACAUUGCGGAGCUUCUGCGUGUGUCGCCUGAUCAGGUGACUAAGGCACUAUGUCAUCGAGUGAUUGCAGCAAGAGGCGAGGUCAUGGAGAAGCGACACACAGAGAGCGAGGCCAGCUAUGGGCGUGAUGCAUUUGCCAAGGCCAUCUAUGAGAGACUCUUCUCCUCUAUUGUGGAAGGGGUCAACAAUGCUAUUGAAGUGCGUUUUGAAGGUGCUGAGGCCAAAUACAAGUACAACACUGUUAUUGGAGUUUUGGACAUCUAUGGGUUUGAGAUCUUUGACCGCAACAGCUUUGAGCAGUUCUGCAUUAACUACUGUAAUGAGAAACUGCAGCAGCUGUUCAUUGAGCUGGUAUUGAAGCAGGAGCAGGAGGAGUACAGGAGGGAAGGCAUUGCAUGGCAGACCAUCGAAUACUUCAACAACCAGAUCAUUUGUGACCUGGUGGAGCAGUCCCACAAGGGCAUCAUUGCCAUCACAGAUGAAGCAUGUCUAAAUGUGGGCAGAGUGACAGAUGAGAUGCUGUUGGAAGCAAUGGAAGGUAAACUCAAAGGACACAAGCACUUCACUACUCGCAAGCUGUCACCAAUGGACAAGGAACUCAAGCAUGUUGAAGAGUUUCGCGUCAAGCACUAUGCUGGUGAUGUCGUGUACAGCAUCAAGGGUUUCCUGGAGAAGAACAAGGACACACUCUUCCAGGACUUCAAAAGGCUGAUGUACUCCUCCUCGGAUCCUGUGAUUUCAAGCAUGUGGCCAGAGGGUGCCCAGGAUAUCACAAUGACAACAAAGAGGCCACUAACAGCUGGUACUCUCUUCAAAAACUCCAUGAUUGCACUGGUGAAGAAUCUGGCCUGCAAGGAGCCAUACUAUAUCCGGUGCAUCAAACCCAAUGAUCAGAAGUCCCCAGUCAUCUUUGACGAGGAACGUGUGACUCAUCAGGUCAACUACUUGGGUCUUGUGGAAAACUUGCGUGUCAGAAGAGCUGGGUUUGCAUACAGACAGAGCUACGAUCGGUUCCUUAGAAGAUACAAGAUGAUAUCCCAGUACACAUGGCCAAACUUCCACGGUGGCACAGACCGUGAAGGCACUAAGAUUCUGGUGGAGGAACAAGGCUUCAGUAAUGAUGUCAAGUAUGGGAACACCAAAAUCUUUGUCCGGUCGCCACAGACACUCUUCGCCUUGGAGCAGGCAAGAGCAAAGUUGAUUCCAGGUAUUGUGAUCUUCUUGCAAAAGAUGUGGAGAGGUGCUCUAUGCAGGAUGCGCUACAGACGAAUGUGUGCAGCCUUGACUAUCAUGCGUCAUUACAGACUGUACAAGAUGAGGUCGUACAUGCUCGAGCUCCACCGAGUGUUCAGGAAUGUGCGGCAGAUGCAAGACUACGGAAAACACGUCCGUUGGCCUGCACCUCCCUUGGUGUUGAGGUCAAUGGUGUCUGACUUCCAGAGCAUCCACAACCGCUGGCGAGCCCACAUGAUCCUCUCCAAUGUGCCCAAGUCAGACUGGCCUCAGCUCAGGAUCAAGGUGAUUGCUGGAGACGUCCUCAUGGGGAAACGGGCAGAUUGGGGAGUGCGAGAGACAUGGGAAGGGAACUACUUGGCAUCCACAAGAGAAAACCCAGAUUCCUCUGCGUUCCAGUCUGCAGUCAAGAACAUGAGGAACAAAGAUGGCUUUAGGGAGGUGUUAUUCUCAAGCCUAGUGAGGAAGAUCAACAGAAAUGACAAGAUGUCUGAGCGAGCCAUCCUGGUGACAGACAGACAGAUCUACAAACUGCACAGCAAGACUUUCAAGCCUUUGAGAUCCCCCAUUCCAAUCCUGGAGGUGAGUGGGAUCAGUGUGAGCCCAGGACAGGACCAGCUGGUGAUCAUUCACUUGCGAGGAGGCAAUGAUUUUGUGGUCUCCCUGAUGUCCCAGUCAAACGCCAACAGGGUGGGAGAGCUCACAGGACUCCUCCUCCGGCAGUACCAGCUUCUGAAUCGUGCUGACUUGCGUGUUGUAGUGGCUGGAACUCUGCAGUGCAUGCUGGGAAACAAGUCACGCAUGAUUACAGUUGAGGAAACAAAUGUGGGAACUUUCCCAGCAUUUAGGAAGGGCACAAAGCGAGGUGAGCUUGUCUACUCGUGGCCAGAGUCUCUGAACAAGGCCCUCCCUCCACCUCCCCAGACCAGCCUUCACCGCCAGGCUCCCAACCCCCCCUCAAGGCCCCCACCAGGAGCCAAUGGUUAUGGCAAUGGCAAUGAUCAUGGCUAUGGCAAUGGACACAUCAAGGGCGGCAGUGGCUACCACAAUGUUGACAGGAACAGCAAUGGAAAUGGCCAUGUCUAUGCCAAUACAGGAAGAUACUGAGCUCAGACUGUCACCACCUUCUAUCAGGAAACGGUGGUGAUAACUAAUGUUUUUUUAUGGGAGUGAAGAUAUUAAAGUGUGCCUUAUUUUCAUAAUUUGUAUAGCCCAUUCACUAGAGACUAUCUCUGGGUCCAUUUUUUCUCUUCAAGUUUGUGAUUGGGAUUAUUUUGAGAUCCCAUUCAUGUUUUUUUCAUUAUUAUUAUUUUUAUUAUUGUCAUUGAUAUCCUUUUUCUUUCUUUUUUGUAAGAUAUGUCUUUUCCUAAAAUCUUCCCCUUGUCUAUAUGUUAUGAAAGUGUUCUGUUUCUAAAUCCUGUGUCUCAUUAGUUUUGUGUGAGGACAUGAUUUUUUGUGUGCUAUGUAACCCUGUAAAGCUUGGAAACCACCAGUAUAUUUGUUUGCAGCGCAGGUGGUGGUUUGUAUCAUGUGUUUUGUACAUACUUAGACAUAGAAGUUUAAUGGCUUUGAAUUUAAUUUUAAGGAUUUCCUGAUUUCUUUUAUUUAUUUGCCUUUUUUAUGAAUAUGAAUGUUUGUUAUAACAAUGCUUCUUAAGCUGAGAAUUUGGCAUAAAGUGUUGGUCCAAGAACCAGCAGAUUCCAAAUUUGGGACCAAGUCUCUUGUUUUAUGGGAGAAACUGGGUCGAAACUGAUUGAUUUGAUAUAACAAUUACUAUAUAUUAGCAUUUACUUUUUGUGUUAUAUUUCCUUCCUCACAGCUCAUGCAUUUUAAUGUUCCAUUUGUUUGAUUCAUUCACCAUUUAUUAAUACUGGUCAAGUCUUUCCAUAAUAUAGUGCUAUUCAUUGCAUUUCUCUCUGUUAAAUAUGAUAUUAAGAAAGCCAUCCUAUAAUAGCUAUAGGAUGAGGCUUUUAGUGUUUUACCUGCUGUCCAGAGACAGGUCAAGUUCUUGAAG